Pleurotus ostreatus (oyster mushroom) is the source of this 1029-nucleotide messenger RNA. RefSeq lists its product as uncharacterized. The record is from RefSeq and is a predicted model, not a curated record. Bases 1 to 1029 code for a protein of 342 amino acids. Gene Ontology annotation, molecular function: 3'-5'-RNA exonuclease activity. The transcript is spliced from 7 exons. NCBI's taxonomy places the organism in Eukaryota, Fungi, Basidiomycota, Agaricomycetes, Agaricales, Pleurotaceae.
AUGUGGCACCUUGGGUUCUUAUCACUGCUCUUCGUUGGGAUUUACGUUCUACAGGCUCCACUUCUUGCGGCUAGUAUGCGUGCAGUGACGUGGAAUCUCCGUUUCGACUCGCAGCCCAACAACAUUCCAGUGAGCCAGUCACUAGCCUCGCUGGGGGAUCCCCUUCAGCAGCCAGCGUUUCUGAAUGGCUCAAAUGAACGACCGUGGAGUACCAGAAGAUUGCGAGUAGCAGAACAUCUUCUCAGUGAAGGCAUUGUCCUUGCUGGUUUUCAGGAGGCAUUGGUUCGACAGGUGAAUGAUCUAGCCGAAUUAUUUGGCAGCGAGUGGUCUUGGAUCGGCGUCGGACGAGACGAUGGAGUCCAAGCGGGGGAGUUUAGUCCCAUCUUCUACAAACGUUCUGCCAUCACUCUUUUGUCUAACGACUCUUUCUGGACCUCCAACACACCCUUCGAACCCUCUAGAUUCCCUGGAGCCGGUUCAUUCAGAAUUUGUACGGUAGCGCACUUCACGCUGGCGAGAGAAGAUGGGCCUCGGAACUUUACCUUCUUGAAUACGCACAUGGAUGAUCAGUCGGACGCGCAGCGCAGACUAGCUGCGUCGCUUCUUCUCACACGCGCCCGCUUCGAAGCAGUCACAACUGGUGGACCCGUGCUCAUCUCAGGUGAUUUCAACAGCCCUUCCACUGGUGUUGAUUCCGGCGCAUAUUCCAUCAUCACGGGGGCUGCUCUCCCGGUGGCUAUCAACGCCACCUUCGCACAGAGGUUCAGCGUUCCGGAUGACCAGCUGCCUGAUUUCAAGAUGAUUGAUCUUCGCGGCCAAGCCCCGCGCCGUGCCGUUUCCACGAACUUUGCUACCUUCACCGGUUUCACUGCACCGAAUGAUGCGUCCCACUGGUCGAGGAUUGAUUUUAUCUUCGGCGGAAGUAAUCUAGAGUGGACUGUAGAUGCGUACAAGGUGGACUCGGUUCUGGCGGAUGAUGGUGCGCUGGCAAGUGACCAUCGGCCCGUAUUUGCAGAUAUCAAUAUUUGA